Molecule: messenger RNA, 842 nt
Organism: Suillus clintonianus
Lineage: Eukaryota; Fungi; Basidiomycota; Agaricomycetes; Boletales; Suillaceae
Product: snare protein YKT6
Exons: 4
Coding region: 79-678 (199 amino acids)
Biological process (GO): endoplasmic reticulum to Golgi vesicle-mediated transport
Cellular component (GO): membrane; Golgi apparatus
Molecular function (GO): SNAP receptor activity
Source: RefSeq, a predicted model, not a curated record
ACAUAAUCGGACCCUGAGCCGGACUACGCAUUUACACUGACAGCGUAGUGUAGGGUGCCUCUCUUCUCAUCCACGACCAUGAAGAUCUUCUCACUCUCAGUUGUUCUUGCACCCUCCUCAGGCCCUUGUUCAGUUCUUAGCUCUGAUUCAGAUGUCUCCAGCUUCUCGUUUUACCAGAGAGGUUCCGUCAGCGAGUUUUUGACGUUCUUCACCAAGACCGUCAUAGAGAGAACUCCUCAGGGUCAGCGCCAGAGUGUACAAGAGAACAAUUACACAGCACAUGUGUACAACAAGGGUGGUGCGGAGCAGCUUGCAGCCAUCAUUAUUACUGACCAGGAAUACCCCGUUCGACCUGCCUUCUCUCUUUUAACAAAGCUCCUUGAUGAUUUCACUGCCAAAGUUCCCCAAUCUUCCUUCGCAAACCCAGGGUCGAUAUCAUUCCCAGAGAUCCAGACCUACAUUCAGAAGUACCAGGAUCCUCGGCAAGCUGAUACAAUUAUGCGGGUACAACAGGAACUAGAUGAGACAAAGAUUGUUCUGCACAAGACCAUCGAGUCUGUUCUUCAACGCGGGGAGAAGUUGGAUAACCUUGUGGAGCGAUCGAAUGCUCUAUCCUCGCAGACAAAGAUGUUCUACAAGACAGCUAAGAAGCAAAAUUCAUGUUGUGUGAUCAUGUAGACCACCGUUUUGCUUUCCUCAUUCAUGUACUCUCUGCGUUGCGGUUGUCGUUACGCGGACUAGGUAAUUAGUAACACAUCCGUCAGUUCUAUAUUUCACCUGUCGUGAGCCAUUGUGAACAGUUUCUUGUCAUCAUGAUCGAGCAAAUGAAUGAGUUUAUGCGC